GGUUGUUGAAAACAAACCCGGUUUUAGGAGACAGGAGCUGAUGGCAGUUUAACUGCAAAGAUAUGGUUUUGUCUUUGGCUCAGUACGAAAUAAAGACAAUAUGGAGCUGUCUACGCUGAUCAAGAAGAUUGGUCACCCCCUGGUGGAAAUCCGAGAGCGAGCCCUGAAGAACAUCGUAUUUAAACUGGAACACGCCUUAAUUACUGUUCCCGACCUUGCCCAAGAGAAAAUGCUGUUUGUUUCACUGCUGGAGUGGUUUAACUUCCCAGAGGUACCUACACCAGGAGAAGUGAUGGGCCUCCUGAAUGUCUUAGCCAAACACCCGACGGCAGCGCAGCUGCUCAGGGAGGUGGGAGCAGUGGAGUUCCUGUCUCAGCUUCGGCCCAGCGUGGAGCCAGAGCUGCAGCCAAGCGUGGAUGGCAUCUUGGACAGGCUUUUCCAGCUCCCAGAACUCCCUCCUGACUGUCCACAGGCCUUUGACCAAGGGCAGGAGCUGGCAGCCGCUGAAAAUAAAGUCCUUCUUGAGCAAAUAGAAGAGGUGUCGCCAAUGAUGGGAUAUUUCCAGAAAAGUUCACGAGACACAAGGCAAUCGGCUAUCGCUCCACACACAAUAGCAGUGGGCGAUGCAGUGAAGUGCUUGAAGUUUUCCACUUUUCCCUGGUUAGCUUUGACAACAACGGAUAGACAUAUAUUGUCAUCAAACGAAAGCUCCCUGAGGAGUAACAACCACAGUUUAGUUCGCACAACUUGUGAACUUCUGCAGGAUGUGAUUAUGCAGGAUUUCCCAGCUGAGAUUUUUCUUCAGCGUCCAAAAAUAGUACAGAAUCUGCUCUCGCUACUAAAGCUGAAUGGUGGCAGAGGCAGCAGUGUGUAUUUAACACUUCAGGCUAUUGCCUGCCUGCAGCAGUUGUGCACAAAUCUGAGAAGCAGACUUCACUUUUACAGAGAUCCAAGCUUCCUCUCAGCCAAGCAAGAUUCGGUGUCGCAGAAUUCCUCAGUGUCCUACUCCCAGGAGAUGAGGGGAACCCAGGCGUCCCGCAACCCUUCGCCGGAAGACUCCAGUCCCAGGCCUUCGGUCAUCGGCCGGACAGUUCAGAGAGCCCGAGGGGAUGGGCAGGACGGAGACGCUGCGUCGUCCAGCAUGAAAACCUUCCUUCGUGUCCUGGAACUCUUGUCCGAGGUGAUGCCUCUCCUGAAAGACUGCAUAUCUGAGCAGAUCUGGGAUGACAACAGCCUAAUUGGACUGGAAUUGAAAGAAAAGCUGCUGGCAUCCAUGGACUGUUUAGGAGACAUCUUGUCUCACCAUCAAGAAGCCGGCUAUGCAGAUCAAGCGGAGUCUGUUAUCGUCCACCACAGAAUGGCAUACAUUGGCACUGCAAUCUUCACCAUUCGGCUGCUGCAGACUCUCCUGCCAGUGGAAAAGGGAGAAAAGAACUGGUUGGAACUAAUUGAGCUGGCAGAUCAGGCAGUAGAAGGCUUUCCAUGCCAUCAGCACUUGGCCGUUGUCAAGGAGUUUAUUGGAAUCUGUUCUUACAUCUGGAAAUCCGCACAGUCGAGCCCACGACUUCAGACCGAAAGUCAGAAGGUGUUUUUGAAGCUACUGUCCCAUCCCCUCCCCUCUGUGAAGACUGAAACAUAUUCUUGCACCCUUCAUCUUGUGAAGGAUUGUUUGGGAAUCCAGAAUGUCACAAAGCCAGUAUCGUCGAUUUGUGAAGGGGUUUGUUUUCUCCUCCAUCCUCGCAUUCUGUAUGAGAUUUGCACAUUUGGCUUGCAGGACCAAGAACAGAAGGUAAAUGGUGCUGCCAAGGAGAUACUGCUUUUUCUGUUGAAAGGACAAUUGAUGAUGACAACUCUAACCUGGAACAAAUUCACUGAGGCACUAUGCCCAGUGGUUCCAGUUUUACAGGGAUAUGCGGAUACUGAAGAUACACUGGGAAAUUGUGUCCUGCUCAUCAGCGAAGCCCCAACCGAAACAAAAGAUGGGAUGUUCCCAAAUUCUGUUAGGAUAAGAGCAGCUAUUAGACUUCUUUUCUCUAAACAACAGAAGGUUCGGGCCACAGCUGUGAAACAUUUAAUGUGCCACCUCAUGAGUGGUGAAGGAGCUGGCACCAGGAGACCAUUGCUGGACAGUGCCCUUCAGUCUGCUUUGGCUUCUUUGUAUAUCGUGAAUAAAUCAGUUGACAUUAGACUCGAUGAUACGGAAAAAUCAUUUUUUAAGGUGGAUGCAGUCAACAAACUUUACAAUAUUCUCACUUCAGAGACUGUUGACCUUGUGCUCCGGAAAUCAGCCGCAGAACAGCUGGCUCUCAUUUUGCAUGAUACAACACUGCAUGCAGUGCUGAAAAGCCUAGGAGUGACAGAGAAAGUCAUAUCUUUUAUAAAUGAAUGUGUACACAACGGUGUAAAGAGUAUGGACUGUCUUUUGGAGUCUUGCUUCACUAUACUGAGGAAGCUGGUGUAUGCAGACCCAGGCCUGCGCCACUGCCUGGCCCAGAAGGCCUCUGUUCUAAUGAUGCUUCUAAGAGCUUCCUUGAUAGUAAAAGAAAAUUCAGGGGACCUUGCUGAACCUGCAGCAUUGAUGUGUCUGUUGCUGUUUGAUGAAGUUGCAAGAAUGGACAUUUGGACAGAGGAUUCGGCAGUCAGUGGAAAUUGCACUCCUUCAUUUUCAAUCCCUGUUUCUGUUGUCAGAAGGUACAAUCUUCCCUUCGAAGCUGUGUCUCACCAUUUGGUUAGUCCUUACCGCACAGUCCUCCCUCUGCAGUCAGACCUGGUGGCUCUGGCACCAGCCUGGCGGCUGCUUCAGUUUGCCUGGAAUCGAGCGUGGUUUGGUGGAGUCGACAACCUCCUGGCUCAGCUGGAGAGCCACAGAACUGGCUUUACGGAGUUCCUUGAUGAUCUGAACUUGUCACUCGCUCAGGUUUUGAUGCUGAAAGUGACUCACGUUUGCAGUGACCUUCAGGACUGUUUGCACUGUAUCCACAGUGCGUUGUCUCACAGUGCUGUGAGCUCUGCCUUGGCACGGAUUCGCUUCCAUCUUCUGACCGACAGGCUGGCUCUCCGACAGGGCUCACUGAGCACCAAAAAUGUGCUUAAGACUCUGGAAUGGCACACCGCCAUUGACAGGUUUCUUCAGGUUCUCCCAGCGUGCACAGAGGAUGAGAAGCUACUGGUGGAUGUGGUGGUUUUCCUGAACAAAUUAUUCAAAGAGCAGAAGUCAGAAACCAAUGGUGACGAUCUCCAGUGGAUCUUAGAACUGAUUCUUAAAUUGGAAACAAACACAAUACUAAACUUACUACUACGGCCAGAAUCUCAGGCACAAGGGGAAAUAGAAGAAAUCCAGGCAAUCAUUAGUCAGAAGCUUCAGAAAGAGCUAAUGAGUUUCUUCAACACCUUACUUAACUGUCUGACCUGUGUUUCUGACAGGGUAUGCCUAACCUUGGCGGGACCUUUUAAGACACAGCUGGCCCUCAAACUACUUCACUGCCUAAGGCUCUCUGAUGCUCCCCGAUUCUACGGGCUGCCUUCACUUGAAAGAACGCUGAGGACAAUGGUUCAUGUCACAGUCCUGCCUGGAUGGAGCUCACACAGUCCCUUGCUAGACCCAGGUUCACUCUGCGCGAAGUACCUAACUGGGCUUCUUGAGGUUAUUUCUUCAUUCUAUGUGCAAUUGGGAGGAAAUGCCAUGUCUUUCAUGGGUAAAGGAGUCACUAAGAAUGCAGUCCUCUGCUUGCUUCAUUUAUCUCAUGAAAUGAUGAGGGAAACCAAAAACCAGGAAUGGGUGUCACUGUGGUCUCUGGCCGACGAUCAAAGCGCUGAAGAGCAGGCAGGCUCACGGCUGGGGCUGGCUUGGCUCAUUCCUCUGUGGGUGGAUAGGGACCCCGAGGUAAGAUUCGCCAGCCUUGGGAUCGGAUCGGCUCUGACGACGGUGGACUGCGGGUGCUUCGGCCUUUCAGCCAGCUGCCAGAACAUUUCUGGAGGGCUGUGGGGGACGCUGCUGAACAUCCUCCUUGACCGAAUGGAGUGCAGCAUGGUCCGCCGAGAGGCAGCAUUCAUCAUACAAAACCUCUUGGUGAUGCCUAUGCCUGCUAACUCUGAAGAAUCCAAGGACUUUGCUUGGCAGAGCCCAUGUGUGCAUGAUGAAGACUCGGGAGUGUCGCUGGUGGGGCUGCCUGCCCUACAUGCCCUGCUCUAUCACUGCCAGUUUUUUGAACAUGCCAGUCAGAUGGCAAAGUCCUGCUAUCAGGGCAGGCACUCCUUUGAUCUGAACAUUUCAAGAGCCCCCAGCGAUCUUGUGGCCAGUAUCACAGACGAUUUUGAGGACUCCAUGAAGUACUGGAGAGGCUUAUCCAGCAUGUCAAACCAAAGCCACGUGUCAAGCUCGCUGUCCACAUCCAGUACUCUGAUCCUUCCUGAAGGGACAACGGGAGUGCAGACCUCUGUCCUGUCAUCGUCAAGGGCUCCUGAUCCAGAUACUCCGGUCAGCAGACUGAUGGCACAAGGCCAGAGUGACACAGACACGACAGAUUCCUUAAGCUCCCAGGACUCCAGAAUGCUAGAACAGUCCUCAGACCACUGUGGCAUUGUUACACCCCAUCUGAUAUCGGCCAUCUGUGGAUUGCUGACCAACCUGUUAACCGUUUUACCAGAAUUCACAUUAAAUGCGAUCGAACAGAAUCAGAUACUUGUAUCGCUUGCCAGUUUGACUGAUGCAGGCAUUGUAGAGAGAUGUUUCUGGGAACUGAGGUCAUUGACUCUGCUUCCAAGUGACGUUGAAGACAUUAAAAAUCAGGUAUUGAGUCAUUUUCAGUACCUGUCUUCUUUUUCAAAAUUGCUGCAAUCCGCUUUGCUUGUAAAUCCAGACCUGGUCUCUCUGAAGGACUUCAUCAGCCCCCUGCUAACCAAUUUGUUUGCUGUUCUUACACUAAAUCUGAAAGAUACAGAUGAUGGGCUGAAAAGCGCAGCCUAUCACACUUGGGUGGACUUGUUUAUGCUCCUGACCACACUGUUGAAGAAGAACGGCGACGCAGCUCUCCUUACUGUCACAGCACUUCUAGGGAAGCAGUGGAAGUCAUUUGCAGUGACCAUUUCCACCUGUGUCCAGCUGUCAAGCACAUAUUCUUCCCUGUAUACGUCAGCUCUGCAGUUUUUGUCACUUGUUCUGUCUGAGGAGACAAAGCAACAGAUGCAGAAUACUGCCCCAAGGACACCUUUAACCCAGGUCCUGAAUGGGCCUUCAGGAAGUCAGUUAUGUGAAGUAUUACUACAGAGUUUCGAGAAGACAGCUUUUGAAGAUGUUUUGAAGAAAGUUUCAGCAAGUACUCUCAUGGCUCUGCUUGCUAGCAGCCCUAGUGCACAGCAGCAUGCUUUAAAAGCUGGCUUCGUUGAGAGCUCAGUGGAACAGAUGAAACACAUUCAUGCACAGCUUAGUCUGGAAUCCCUCAAACCUGGGAAAACGUCACAAAGAAAAAAGGAGGAGAGCUCUAUGAAAGAGUUGAAGAUGAUUUUACAGCUACUGAGAAACUGUCUUUAUCGUUGUGAUGAAUGCAAAACUGCAGCAACCGAUUCCCGUCUGGCUCUCGUGGUGCACGGUCUCUGGCCCUGGCUUUUCUUAGACGACGCUGCGAUGGAAGCAGCCUUGGAGCUCCUCUGUGUCUAUACAGCUAAUUGCACUGCAGCUUGCCGUUCGCUUUGCUGGAGCAGUGCAGCCCAGAACACGUUGUCAAGAGGCCCUGCCUGCAGCUCUCUGAUGCACAGUGUCAUGAAGCUGGCUUCCCAGAAGGCUCCCGAGAGCAGCAGUGUCCAGAGCCUGGCUUUUGCACUGCUGGCUAACUUAGCCAUGUCUCAUGAUUGUAAAGGAGUGCUGCAGAAGAGCAACUUCCUUCAGAACUGCCGGUCAUUGUCAAUACCAAAGCCUGGAUCUAAAAGUGCCAGUCCUGUGCUACAUUUGUGGCUAAAGCUUUUACUGAACAUGUCCUUUGGAGAAGAUGGACAACAGAUCAUACUGAAGAGUAAUGGUGCCUUAGAGCUGCUAACAGAAAUGUCACAGUACAAACCUCGCAACACUAAACCUGUGGCCCUGCUUAUUCUGCACAACCUCUGUUUCAGUUCUGCCACUAAAGCAAAGGUUCUAGCUAAUGAUAAAGCAGUCAGAGUUCUGGCAUCCUGCUUGGAGAGUAAUCGUACAGAAGUCAAGACCAUUGGAGCUUCAGCUCUGUGGGCUCUGCUCCAUAACUGUCAAAAGGCCAAGGUGGCUUUAAAGAACCCCUCCACCAAAUGUAAAGUUGAUGAAGCAUACAUCUCCGCUAAAAAAGAAACUGCAAAAACAAGCGAUGAACCACUAAUUUCAUACCUACUAAAGUGCCUUGAAAAUCUAAGUAAUCUCUUAAACAGCUAAGCAUUUCUCCUGUGAAGGCCCCGAUUGUAUUUGUUAUAAUCAUGGAAAUCGCAACAUCUGUGAUUUCAUUGAUUGUUCUAAAGGAUUUAUUUUUGAAGCAUAUUUGUGAAUAAAAAAUGACAUGUAUAUAUACUAUUUUGUAACUGUAAAUUAAUUUGACAAUUUGUCAAAAAUGUAUGAUAGAGUAUGUGAUGUUAUUGAUUAUGUUCUGUGACUAAAUGUUAUUUAUAGUUUAUACACAUAUUUCGAGUAUUUUAACCUACUGAAUAAAGAAGUCAUUUCACUCACCUACCCU
This is a messenger RNA of Lepisosteus oculatus (spotted gar), 6689 nucleotides long. NCBI's taxonomy places the organism in Eukaryota, Metazoa, Chordata, Actinopteri, Semionotiformes, Lepisosteidae. The record is from RefSeq and is a predicted model, not a curated record.